Morus notabilis is the source of this 885-nucleotide messenger RNA. RefSeq lists its product as uncharacterized. The coding region runs from base 210 to 791 and encodes 193 amino acids. Lineage: Eukaryota; Viridiplantae; Streptophyta; Magnoliopsida; Rosales; Moraceae. The transcript has a single exon. The record is from RefSeq and is a predicted model, not a curated record.
UUACCUGUCAAAAUAUCACGCGAACUACGUGCUAAGCAAAACACGUGGCGUAUACGAUUUUGCCACUGUUUUUCUCUCUCUUCUUAUUUUCCCGGAAAAUUUUCUGAAUUGGAAUUUCCCCAAAUUUUUUUUUCUCGAGCCAAGCCCAGGCCCUUGCGUCGAUAAUCAUUCCUUCGAUUCUCGAUCCAGAAGAAAUUCCUUUUCCGAUCAUGGAGGUCUCUCUAAUCGCCGACGCCGUUUCCGUAGCCACCUCGCAGGGCCUAGGGUUUGCAAUUCGCCCUAAUUUCUUGACCUCCAAUUCUUCCUUCGAUCAAUUCUCGUCGUCUGCCGGAGUUCUCCAAAUCUCAUCUGUGAUAUUCCCCGUUGAUGCACUCGCUCCACCACCGGUGAAGUCCGAUCCGUAUAAGACAGCUUCCCGGAGGCUGCUCCGCAAGAAGCGCCGUGUCAGGCGGAGAUCAGCCGCCGGCGGCGGGGACUCCGAGGACGGAAAUGAGGGCGAAGACAGCGGGUUCUUCGGCGGCGAUGGUCCGUUCUUCGGCGGAGGAGGAGGGGGGUUCGGUGGCGGUGGCAGGGGAUGGAAUUUCGACAGGUUCGGAGGGCAUAAUUGGGACGAAUCCUCGUCCUCUUAUCCCUCCGAUCCGGCUUUCGACUUCGUCUAUGAGGUGAUCUCGUGGAUCGCGCUCUCGAAUUGCGUGCACUUCGCGUUCAAAAAGGUUGCGCGGAUCGUGGCCGGUGGGAUCGGCGACGCCGAGAGGGAAAAGGUACCGAUGAGACUGACUUCUGUUUGUUAAUUGUUGUUGUUGGAAAUUUUUUCAUUUCCCGAUUGGGUAUUAUCAAAACUUGAUAUUGGAAUUUGUAUAUAAUUGUACAUAUUUUCAUUGUUUC